AGUAGUUUAUAUAAUUAGGGCUUUACAUCUGUUUCAUUGUUGCUGACUUUAUAUAUGGGCCAAUGUGAAGGACACAAUUGUUUGUUUUAGUACAUUAGGCUAUAGGCCUAGAUUUUUGCAUAUUAUGUUUGUGCUCUGAACAAGUUUUUUUAGACGGUUCGUUUAUGUGACGCUUUUGUUCUGAAGAUCACGACCCGGAAGUUGUAGUUUUUCCCAGAAAGUAAAACUGCAACUGAACAUCUCUCAAGCUGGAUCCGCUCACCCAUAAAGGGAAAUACAGAGCAUGGAUCGCCUUAAAAAACUGGAAAUCUACAUCCCAUUGGAAGCUGAGGUGAAAAGCAUCCCUCUGUCAAGCUUACCAAACCACGUGAUUAGACGAAUGGGCCUCCCCUCAGACCCCAGGCCUCUCUCAGACUCUCCAGAAGGCAUAUGGAUCCAUCCAGCAGUCAUACGGAGGAAAGGCCAGAAACUCACCUCCCCCACAGGAAACGGUGAAAACAUGUCUUCACUGCUGGGCAAAGAGAUCCGGGGUGAUUCGGGUCCCUUCGAAAUGUCCUUUGUCUCCGCCAACCGCACAGCUUACCGGCUGCUGAGGGACAACAUGCCUGGGAAAAGCAUCUCCGCAGACACAGCACACGCCUACCCAUUACCUCAGGGCUCAGCACCACAGAUGUACAAGGAUGCUGUUGUCAUCUUCCACGGACGCGUUUACCUCUCCAGCAGGAGUCACAGACGGAGACGUAAAGGGAAACAUGAACCACAGCCAGCCUCCCAGGCUUCCAUUCCUAAAAAUAAGCGCCGGUCUCCCCAGGCUUCUCUUGAACAGGCAAAUAAAGAACUACAGGGAAAUAAGUCCUGUUUUAUUCGGCCACAAAAAUCUCCAAAACAGCAGGAGGAUGUUCUCACAAAUACAGAUAAUCAUCCCUCCACAGACCAGGAGCUGCUCCACGAAGAGAAGAAGAAAAGCACCACAUGUAAAGUAACACAGAGUAAAAAAAAGAAGAGGAGUGAUGUAUCUUCAUCCAAAACGGCACAUUCAGUCCUUCAGUCCUCUGCCGUUGUGCACAAAGUGGACAACCCUUCUCAUGGGGACACUGCAGCAGACCCAGGGCCGUCCUGGCUUCAGCCUGAGUGUGAGACACAGGACCUGGGCAAUGAAGAAUCCCACUGUUUACAAUUGGACAGCAACGCUAACAACAUGGCUGCUACUGAAGAGCAAAGUAGCGAGUUUGAUCUGUUGGCUAAAGAGGAAGAGAUCUCUCUGCUGCAGGCUAAACUCAGACGGCUCUCAAAAACCGGCCCUCCCCUUUCUGAGUGAUGAAUGAACGGUAAUUAAACCGAGGUAUUUACUCUCAACACUAAAUGUGUUCACAUGUGCAUUAGUAACAGGGAAAUCAAUAAUAUGAUUAAACCAGGAUUCUAGUGUGCAUGUAAACAUACUUGAUGACAAGACGUUUUGAAAACUUGUCGUUUUCUUGACAUUUGUUCCAGAGGACAAAUGACCUCGGAUCGCUCCUCUAGUCAGGUCACGCCUCACCUCACUUCUGUUAGAAAUUGCACAAAGCUCCACUGAAGACUCCACUUUGGGUCAUUGUGGGGAUCUUUUGCUUCUUAAGGCCAAUGUGUAUAACUAUUUUUAUUUGAUUUGAUCUAUUAUAUGACUGUCUUUUAGACAAACCCACUAUUUUGUACUGGGACGCAUCUUUUUCUCAACCCCAUUUAUUUUUUCACUAUUCAUGGGCCUUUUUUUCAAAAAGCCUGGAUAUAGUUUCUCAUCUGGUGAGCUAUCUGGCGUAUCUCAACCAUGGCCUUAUAAACCUUAUAUAAGUGCCACUCUUUUGAUUUAUGUCUAUAAAAAGUGAUAUUGUAUUGAACCUGUUGUUGAGUUGGCUUAAAUCAAUCUCUUACA
This is a messenger RNA of Trematomus bernacchii (emerald rockcod), 1909 nucleotides long. RefSeq lists its product as uncharacterized. NCBI's taxonomy places the organism in Eukaryota, Metazoa, Chordata, Actinopteri, Perciformes, Nototheniidae. The transcript is spliced from 4 exons. The record is from RefSeq and is a predicted model, not a curated record. Bases 284 to 1318 code for a protein of 344 amino acids.